UGUGACGCCUUUUUGCUUAAUGCUUGAUGCUUCCGUAAUUGGUAGUUGAUUAGGAAAUGUCGCAGAGGAGAUCAUCGUAGAUGAAGGCAUUGCCAGGGGAUUGUUACAACUCAUAGACUUUCACCCUAAAUUUAUUGUGAUUUCAGAAUCAUUACGUCUUCGAAGGGAAUCAAGAGGUACCGAAAGCCUGUUAACAGUCGAAUGGGAAGGAAUCCAAACAGGCGAUCAUUCGGACUCUGAUGUGAAGGGUUUUCUCGUAGAGUAUCGAGCCGAAAAGGACAAGCAUUGGAUGGUACACUCAGGAAUUAUUCCCUAUAAAGGACCCAAUCACCAAUACCGAGUGCAAAUACCAAAACUUCCCACUGGAGUUGCUUACUUUGUCCGUAUCAAAGUACUUGGUUCAAACAAUGAGAUCCUUGUGGAAACGGCCGAAAUCCGAGCCCGGAACGAGAUCGUCUCCAUUAAGUGCGAGAGUGAUGAUAUCACCCCUCCUCGACAUUUGGAAGUCACCCAUGAAGGACAGUACUCGAUCGCCAUCAAAUGGGAUGUUCCUGAGUGUGGUUCAAUCGGAGAAUACCAGGUUGAACUAAUCGGUGAAGAGUCUCCAUUUGAUGUUCAUCGCCAAACUGUCACUCAGCCCCAUGUAUCUGUGACCAACCUCUUGCCAGCGACCAGCUAUAACGUCAAAAUUCGGGCUGUGGAUCGUCAGCGUAGGAUUGGGCCUUGGAAUACAGACCUCUUGCAGGCAAAAACUCAAGGAGAGCCUGUGCCAAUCUCGAAUGCUAUUCAUCUCGUCUAUCGUACGGACUCGGAACUGCGCAUUGCAUGGGAGCCGAUAAGUGACGAACGCGCUCAGCACUAUGAGGUCAUGGCCGUUGAGGUCUUACCGGAUUCGCGACGAGUCGAACGCGCCCGCGUACCGUCUUACGUGUUCACCCACACGUUGGCUGGACUGUUGCCAGAUACAAAAUACCUUAUCGGAGUUAUCGCAUUCGUCGACCAUGAACCGAAACAAGUGUACAAUUUGGAAGCUCAAACUUUUGAAGAACCAUCGGAUCGCUGGAAUGAGAAGCCACAGGUGGUCAGUAACGGUGAUGAAAGGUUUUCAGUCCAAUGGCGAAUGCCAUCCUUUCAGAAACCAGUCAGUAAAUUCGUUGUGGAAUACAGACUUCCCAACGAGAGUUACUGGAGAAGCACAGACGAAGUGGUACGAAGACAUUUCAGAAAUUACGUGUACUCGGCCUUUUUUCAUCAAUACAACACCUUGGUUUUCAAUAUUCGUGUCAUCGCCAUCGGAGACGCAAAGGAACUUAUCGCACGGACCGAUGAGGUGGCCAUAGGAGUCGCUGCUGCUAACGCCUGCAUUGGACCGGCCGGUAUUCCCACGGAGGUAGGCCCUUCUUCUGCUUUUGUCCAGGCGACACAGUUGAGAUUCAGUUGGAAUAAGCCAAACUGUGAUGAAAGUGUUGCUCCUAUUGAUGGUUACGAAUAUUUGAUCCACGAGUCGCAGCAAGAAGUUCCCCACAGUGGUGCGUCGUACACUGGUGGAACUCAGGUCACCAUCACCGACCUCCACCCGUCCACUAGGUAUUCGUUCCGGUUGCGAUCUCGGAACGCAAACGGGCAUUCUCCAUGGAGCGGAGUAAUCCACGUUAGCACACAACCAGAAGGCUCUCAUAAAUUUUCGCCGAAUUUUGUUUUAGACGAGAAUAACUGCUUAAAAAUUCGUGUGGUGCUUUUUCCUCUUGACGUUUUCUUUCUAUGGACACCGCUUCCGCUGCACUUUAACACUGUUGCAUAUUUCAAGUUAGAGUUCAAGGAGUUGGCAGUCUCUCGAUGGGUGCGUGUAGCCGGCGAUCCGCAACAGUUCCUGUGUCUUCGGGGACUUGCCGACCACGUCAACUGCUUGACGUACAAUGUAACGAACGGCAUAGUACACCAUUCGGGAUGCACCGUACAUUUCUCACUUUUGCAUCUAGUGGGUAUCGUACAACCGUCAGAGUUACAAGUGAGUAUUACGCAACCGCGAAUCGAGCAACAAGGACCACGUAAUGUUGUGUACUGGUCUACAUCCGGAGACACUUCACACGUACUCGGAUACCAGGUGGACAUUCGUCGUACUGGCGAUCGUGACUGGAUGGAACACGGAACAAUAGUUCAUUCAGAACCGCCUCAGUCUCACUUCCGUCAGUCACUUGGAGCUAUGCCAGUCGCGACAUACUACUUGAGAGUUAGAGCGAUCGACAACAGCAGAAUCACCAUCGCUACCUCACCCAGUACCAGCUUCUUGGUUUCGUGUCAAGUUCCAACAUCCCCCGAAAAUGUUCGUCUGGAUCGAGUCUCCGAUGAAGUGGUACGAGUCUCGUGGACAUUUCCUAAUGAUGAUCCGGCAUGUCAAACGUUCUUCUUCAUUACUGGUGUUCAGAAUGGAAUGCCGAUUAGCCAUCGAGUGCAAGGAAGUGAACGUAGUUUUGACAUCAACGCACCGGCAAAAGGAGAUUGGAGAGUGGAGGUAGUGCGUGCAGUGAACUCAGCCGGAUCGGGUCCAACAUCCCGUGAGGCGAUCUUCACCAGUGCUCAGCAGUCCAGUAAUCGUCAUCGCCGCACUAUUUGCGAUCCACGAACGGAUUUUUGGUGUGGUUCGGAUGCACAAUUAAUCCGUUCAGCUUUGGUGUCCACACCAAGGGUCACUGCUCGCGGAAAUGACCUCCUUGUCGAGUGGAAAAGCGAAGGCGACGGACGUGGUGUGUUUGGGUACCGGGUCCAGUUCCGAACCGAGAGUUCAGGAUGGAAUCCUUACGGACAAAUUGUACCAUAUGUGGGUGACAAUCAAUAUUAUUCACAGACACUCACAGGACUUCAACAAGGACAUACUUACUCUGUUCAUAUUCAGGUUUUGGAUAGGAAUUCGUACGUCAUGUAUGUGAGUCCUGAGGCAUCGGCCAGAAGCAGCUGUACAGCACCAUCUCAUCCUCCCUCACAUGUCCAAGUGCAGGCUCCUGAUGCUUCCCAUGUGCGGGUACACUGGGCAGUUCCACCUCAAAGUACUUGGGGAUGCGCUGACAUAGAAUUUGAAAUCCAGGUGGAUGAGCCGAGAGGUGUUCAGCCAGUUACUGUAGCUGGUACUCAGACCAGCCACAUAUUCACCAGUCAGCCAAACCAGCAAUGGUCAAUUCGAAUGCGCGCAAAGAACAUGGCGGGGCAUUCGGCAUGGACCGCGCCAGCAGAAGUACGGACGUCGCCAGGUGGUGAGCUGAUCGUCGGGCCAAACGUUGCCUAUAGACAAGGAAACCCAAUCAUCACGUGGCAAUCGAGGGAGAACGUCGAUGGUCUUAUUGACAAUUUCAUUGUUCAGUGGAAAGCUUCCACGGAAUGGGAUUGGCGGCAGCAUAGUAAGCCGAUUCCGUACUCGGGAUCGCAACGUCCAUACUCAAUUGACCUGGGCGAACUUCCCAAGGGUCAAACCUAUCAGGUGCGUGUGAUCGUGAAAGAUCAUAACCGUGGUACUGCUUUCACAUCACCAAUCGUUCAAGUGCAGACGCAGUCGGCUUGUCAGCCACCGAGACGAGCGCCAUCCAAUCUACAGGUCUCUCCUAUCGGGCCCACCCAAAUUCGACUCACGUGGGCGCCACUUCAUGAGUCUGAAUGGAAUUGUGAUCGAAUAUGGUACAUCGUUAAAUACAGUACACCGAAAAACCAGGGUUUCAAGAAUCUUACGCAAGGCGAGAAUUCGGUUGUGUUCGAGUCCGACCCGUAUACGAAGUGGAAUUUUGAAGUACAAGCAGCAAAUCCUGCAGGAGAGACGCAAUGGUCGAGGACUGAGACCGCACAAACUCAGGAUGCGUCGCCUGGUCCCGUGGUAGAUUUCCGAGUGCAACCAGUUGGUCCUGACCGGUUACAAGUCAGUUGGAGGCCUCCAUUGAAUCCUAAUGGGCUCAUUACUCAGUACGAGGUUACCUAUCAGCUGAUCAGCAAAGGAAUGUGCGACCAACAACAGGAUGUACCUCUUACGAUAUCAACGACGUCGCCACAUCAUGUCAUCACUGGAUUGCAUCCACACUCUCGCUACAGAGUAGGAGUUGCGGCAAGGACAACAAUCGCAGGCGAACGCAUCUCGCAGGAGGUCCAGACCGAGCAGUCGGUUCCCUCCGCACCUCCAACGUAUCUCCGAGUCGAAGAGGCUACAGAAAACGACGCCAGCAUCAGCUGGCAAGCGCCACCUUGUUUGCAGACUAAUGGUGAGAUAACUGAGUAUGAGUACGAAGUGACGUCGGCUGAUCGUCGAGCCGCUCCGCAGCGAAUCGCCAACAAUGUUCGUGGCACCAGAACCCAUGUCACUAAUCUCGAGCCGUUCACUCGGUACAAUGUCAAGGUUCGAGCCUACACUAGUCGAGGCCCUGGUCCGUGGUCUACUGAAGUUCCAUUUCAGACGGCAGCAGCAAAAACUGUUACGGCUCCACCAUUCGUGAGAGUCGUCAGCACUGGUACUGAUAACGCUCAUUUGGUCUGGCAAUCCCCAUAUCCUGAGAGUGGCUACAUCGACAAAUAUAAGUGCCGCUACGCAGCUGCAGGAACUGGGAAAUACCAGGAACGACAGUUUCCGGCAGUUAGCCCAUGUCAACCGAGGAUUCUAGAGCGCCAACAGCUGCCAACUCCACCACCAGGGUCGAGGUUACACUGUGGACGAAUAGAUAACCUGCAGCCAGAACAGACAUAUGACUUCCAGGUUGCGGCACACGUACAAAACGCUGGUUGGUCACCGUGGUCACAGCCGGAACGAUCUAAAGUCACCAACGAGCCGGUACAAAUACUCAGUAUUGACAAGAUUGGCGGCAGCGAAAGUUCGCUAGUGGUGUCAUGGGCUGUUCGUCCAGACGACCGUAGUCGAAUAACCUCGUUUCGUCUUCACCUUGAGCCUGUCGACCGCUCAUCUCGACCUCAGACUUUCAACGUUGAUCGUAACACUUAUCAGUAUAGAAUCGACAAUCUUCGACCUCGUACUCAGUACAACGUUACCGUUGAAGCAGCUAUUAACAAUGAACUCUGUGGGGGAACAACGGUGACGAUGUGGACGGAUGCCGCUCCACUGACGGCACUAGCAAUCGCUCCGCGAGUAAUCGCUGAGGAAGCCACAUCAGUGACAGUCGGCUGGGAAAGCAGAAACCGAGAAGCGGGCGGUUUUAUCGUUGAGUACAGAUUAGAAGGUGGUGCAUGGCAGCAGUGGCCUCGUCGCAUUCCAGCGCAUCCAACACAGACGACGUACACGGCAACAGUUGACGGGCUUCCAACCAACAGCGUCGUUGACCUCAGAGUAAGAGUCAUAUCUCGUCAAAAUGAAGAAUCCAGUCCAUCACCAGAAGUACGAGCUCGCACGAAGUGCAGUCCACCAUCCAAUCCUCCACAGGGAAUCCGCGUUGAUGCACCGUCGACUAAUAACGUUCGCAUCUCAUGGGCUCGUCCUUCGAAGGACACCUGGAUGUGCGACCAGAUGAACGUCGAGAUUAGCUAUCGCGUUGGAAAUGAGCCAGAGAAGAUUCUUCCUGUACCUGGCGAUCAAACGGAGUACACAUUGCCAGCUGAACCUAAUCAACGCUGGGUGGUUAGACUUAGAGCCACAAAUCAAGUUGGAUCCAGUCGAUGGUCAGCCGAACAAACAGUAACAACACGCCAAGGUGCUCCAGGAGCCGUUAGAGAUCUGAGAGUUAAAGCGCUGUCACCGAACGAAGUUCAUGUGCAGUGGUUAGCGCCUUUAGUUCAAAGAGGCACCAUAGUCGGCUACGAUAUCAGCUACAGGCUGAGGCAUCGACUUGCUUGCCCCGAAGAAGAGCCACGUGAUGUGUCACGCGAUUUUGUCACCGUCUACAACCAUAAGGAUCUAGACUACACCAUUACCGGGCUUCUACCGUACUCACUGUAUGCAGUGAUGCGAGCCCGGACAACAGAGCUGGGUCCUGAGGAAACGAAGGAGGUGUCGACCGAGCAACAACCACCCUCAUCCCCGCCGCUGAAUCUAGAGCUCACCUACGCGCUCGAGCGCUCGCUGUCGUUUCAAUGGGAACCAGUCGAUUGUUCUCAACGCCACGGCCAUAUCGUCAACUAUGAGUACGAGAUUCUCGGACAGGACGAUUGGGCGAAACUGGAGCGUCAAAUUGCUAACACAUCCGAGACGAGGAUCACCAUUGAUGGACUGACGCCGUUCACCAAAUAUGUGAUGCGUGUUCGAGCCUAUAAUAGCAUCGGAGGAGGUCCGAACACCGAAAAUCUGGACGCGAUGACAGCUAAAGCCAGCGCUCCGCUCCCGCCACAGGAUCUGGUCGUUGCUCAGGAGACUUAUGAAAGCUUGAUAAGAAUUGAUACUAAUUAUGGAAAAUUUUCGGUGUCCUGGUUGCCACCGUAUCCGCCGUAUGGUCCUCACGAUGCCUAUAAAAUUCGUUAUCAGCUAUUAGGAACGGAGAGAUGGAUUGAGAAGCAACAUGGCAUUAAGGAUAAGGAACUUCUGUGUCCAUCGGAAAGUCCACGAUUCUGCUUUAAUGUCACCGGACUUGAGCCAGGAAACCAAUACAAAGUGCAAGUGGCUACCCAUAUUGAAGGAGGAAACUAUGGACCAUGGUCAUCAGUGGUGAUAGCCAAUACGCUACAAAUUCUUCCGGAUGCUCCACGGGCUAUCUAUUUGAUCGAUAAGACUGACCACUCACUUCACAUCGAAUGGGUUCCACCAGUUGACACAAAAGGUCAUAUAACUCAAUAUCGAGUGUCCAUCGUUUCACUGGAUGACCCCAACGACGAGCGUAAAUCGAAUCUGGUCGACCAUCCCACACUUACGCACUUAUUUGAGAAUCUGAAGCCAGAAACGUCUUACAACGUGUCGAUCGCAGCCGGAUCGAAGCAGGGUUUCGGCCGAGAGAUUUGGACCCGCUAUUCGACAGACCCAUUCGUAAUCCCCGUCGUUGUCGCCGCGCCUGUGGUAACUCCUGACGGUGCUUCAGCACUGGACAUUCAGUGGACAGCAGUGGCCGAUUCACAGAACAGAGUGAGAGGGUACAUAAUUGAAAUCAGAAACUCGGAUACGCCCGUAUGGCAAGAGAUAGGAGGCGUGAUUCCCCAUGAUCCAGUGAGAAGGACCUAUCUGAAAAAGCUAACCGGUCUCGAUGCCGAUACUCUCUACUUCGUGCGUAUUAAGGUGGUGGACGACAAACAGCGUGUAGGCGGUGCUUCUCCAGAGACACAAGGCCGAACCGGCUGCGCUCCACCUACUGCUCCGCCAUCGAACGUCAACCUGGCAUCACCGUCUAACGUGCAGGUGAGAGUGAGCUGGCAGGCUCCUGUGAAAAGUUCAUGGUUGUGCUCCAAUAUUCGCUAUAAACUCGAGUACAUCAAUGGAACGCGACCUCGUGCGCAGAUCGGUUUACCAAGUUCUUCUAUAGAACAUAUCUUUGAUUCUUCGCCGAACACUAGGUGGCAGGUACGCAUGCGAACAGAAAAUGACGCCGGAGCGUCUCGCUGGAGUAACGAACUUGAACUCACUACUGCUGAAGGUGCUCCUGGGCAAGUGACAGACUUAACCGGUACUCCAACUGGUCCAACGUCUAUCGAUCUUACAUGGAGACCGCCAACUGAUGCAAACGGUGUCAUAACCGGUUAUACUCUUGUCUACAACCUUAAGUCAAUUGGUGAAUGUGGUCCAAGAAGCUCGACUCCUAUCCAAAAGCAUGUGCGAAGCGAGAAUCAGGUUUUGGAUGGUCUCUUACCCGAUUCUACCUAUGAGGUGCAUGUGAUUGCCCACACUUCACUAUCUGGACCGCAGUCGAAGGUAGUCACCGUCACCACAGAGGAAGCACCUCCAACCGGCCCGCCUACCAAUGUUCGGGUUGGAUCGGUUACUUCAACGCGAGCUGACGUCACCUGGUCGCAACCGAAUUGCGAAUUACGGAAUGGAAAGAUUACUGGUUACCAAUAUGAGUUGGAAAGUCUAGAUCCAUGGGGAGAGAACUUGACUUCUCACCAAUCUAGCGAGCGGCUCACACUCAACGAUCUCGUGCCCUACAAUGAAUACAGAAUUCGUGUCCAAGCCAUAAAUGGCGUUGGUGAAGGUCCAUUCUCCGAAUGGUCUCGUUUCACCACUCAUCCUGCAGCCCCACCCGCUCCGUCGGACCUUCAAGAAGAGGGUGCAUUUCCACAUGCUGUCGAAAUCUCCUUUGCUGCUCCUAGUCCUCCCCAUGGGAACGUUGAUUACUAUCGUAUACGUCAUACUCCUGCUGGGCAGUUGAACUAUAAAGAAGUGAGAGUGGAGGCAGAACGUCUAGAGUGCUCAGACUCUUCCAAACGGGAACGCCUUUGUUUCCGUGUGCACAACUUGGAUCCUGAGCAGGACUACGAAAUACAGGUAUCGCAUUUUACUGCCCAUACUGAAAAUGGAGCUUGGUCGGAAUGGUCCGAGACGCUUAAUGCAAGAACCGAGCAGCAGAAUAUUCCGGUACUAGAGCGCGAACUUGAAGUAGUAGACACGAAACCCGAAUCGAUUACUCUUCGGUUCGAAGGAGUACCUCAAGAUCAAGCUGCCCAUGUAGUUGGAUAUGUACUGGAAUUUAAAUCAGAGGACGACUUUGAGUGGGCCGAAUACAACGGCGUUAUUAAGCACCGUCGUGGUUCCACUGACUACAAGGUGAUGGUGAAAGGACUAGAGACCGCGUCAACUUACUUCUUCCGUCUGAAGGUAAUGGGGAAAAAUGACAAGCGCGGUGCACCUGGUCCAGAGACGAAAGCUACAACGAGCUGUGGACGACCGGAGGAGCCUCCAAGUAAUGUCAAACUCGAAGGCGAGGAUUUCCAGACUUUGAAGAUCACAUGGAUUCCACCGUCGAAGGAGACCUGGCGAUGUGAUGACAUCGAAUUCGUCAUAGACUACGUCAAUACGACGUCUCGUGGAUUAUUAACGGUGUCUGCGGAUUCCCCAAAUGAAUUGAUCAUUCCGACAAUGCCUGGAACAAGAUGGGAGGUAAAAAUGCGUACUCAGACUGUUGAAGACGGAGCAAAACCCCAAACGAGUAAAUGGAGCGAUAAAGUUACUCUUACCACGCAAUCCAUGCCUGGGGAAUUAUUCGUUACUGUAGAGCCAAAAGGACCAAGAGAUGCCUUGGUCACUUGGGAUCUUCCUGACAAGGAUCAAAAAUGGAACUACGGAGUUGACAUCUCCUACCGUCUGAAACAACUGGGCGGGUGUAAGGAAUCAGCUACCGGGCCACAAGAUGCAAUUACUAUGUUCAACAUCCAAGAUAAACAAGUACCUAUUGAAGGACUUGCAGCUGGAAGCGUUUAUGAGGUCACGGUCACACCUCGUCGUCCUCCAUCACUACACUCAUCGAUUGUGACACCAAAGACGGUUCGAACAUUUAAGACGAAGAAUGACGUACCGACAGGACCACCGCUAAAUCUACAGUCCACUAUCAGAAAAGACUCUGAGCUCGGUUUCAAGUGGGACGCACCAGAAUGUGUACAUCAAAAUGGUAACAUCACGCAGUACGAGUUCGAGUUGGUCGGAAUGGAUGUGUGGAAUGAGGGAACGCGUGAGGGUGUCACACCUCGGACCAGCACUAUCAUCGAUCAACUGCAACCAGGUUCACUCUACAGGAUGAAGGUACGCGCCUACACCAGCGAAGGACCUGGACCUUGGUCUGAUCCGCUGGAAAUUCGAACCACUGGCUCAGAACUUGGUCCACCGAGGGAAUUGACAGCAGUUCAAACGAAGAGCACUUCCAUUCAACUCACAUGGCUUUCUCCCUACCCAGAAAAAGCCAUCGUUACCGCGUAUCGAAUGAGAUACAGCCCAAGAGCCGACGAUUCGAAUCCGACAGAGGUUGAGUUGUCUGGAGAUCAGCUGUCCUGCUCCGGCUAUAAGAGUCCCAUCAUCACCACUGCCAACUUGUGCACAACGAUUCGCAAUCUCCAGCCAUCCACAACCUACAGAUUCGCUGUGCAGGGUCAAUCAGCGUCAGGAACGUGGGGUGAGUGGUCUGGAGAAUACUUCUCGACCACCCGCAAGGACGACAAAGAGCCACUUGGCGGAAGUCUGAGACUGCUGUCGGCUGGACACGACAACCUUAAGGUCAAAUGGACACCGCCGGCUGUCAUUAGGGAAAAAAUAGACACCUACCAGUUGUUUAUCUCCGCAGCCAGUGAACUUGAUCAGCAUCCGAAGGAAUUCACCAUUCCCGGAUCACAAACGGAUUACCACUUCAGGCAAUUGAAUUCUGUUACACAGUAUAAUGUGACAGUGCAAGGCCUGUCAACCAACAAUAAGCUGUGGUUCAUCUCCUCUGUGUUCGCAACAACUGACUUCGCUGAAGGUCUGCUCAGUUGGCUUCCGGCUCCGACUGAUCUCCAUCUAAUCGAGAAAUCUGACACAAUGUUGCAUGUAGACUGGGUUCCUCCAGAGAUUUUCGACGUAGAGCAAAGAGAACUGCUUACUCAUUACAGGGUUACAAUUGCCCCAUUCAAUCCUAUUACCAGAGAAUUGGGUCCUAAGAAGAAUUAUACUGUGCCUGUGCCAGGGAAUUCAGUUAAAUUCGAGUAUCUCAAUCCAGAAACUGUGUACAAUAUCACAGUACAGGCAGGAACAAGUUCUGGAUACGGUCAUAUCCUUUGGGGAACGUACAGUACUCUGCCGCCGGGACAAAGACAUAUCAUACGGCUUCUGAACAGAACUCCAACUACAUUACACGUGGAAUGGGAACCUGUAUGGGGACGAAGUCACAGUGGAUAUACUUUGACAGCCCGUUCGCUAUAUUCGGUCUACAGCAAUGUGCGCAUCGACCAGGUGAAGACGUUCGACGUCGAAUCCUGGGAAUCGGAUUUCGUGAUCCGGGGACUUCAUCCCAGUACGGUCUACAAUGUUACGCUGAAACCAAAAGAUCAAACAGAGGUUGCAUGGGGAGUUUAUUCGACUCUACAACCAGGAUGGUUCCUAGUUAAAAAUCUGAAGCAAUGCGACAAAACGAACUUUGCCGUGUCAAUGAGCUGGGAACCCGUCGAGCUCGACAUGGCAUCCCACUACCAGGUUCGCUACCUGCGAAUGAUGGACAAGGAGGCAAGCUGGGUUGAAGAGGAUGCGCGCGAGAGUAAGGAACUGCUUUGUCCGAAGGAUGGUUGUGGUCGUCUGUGCUACCUUGUCUUCAACAUGCCCCACAAUCCCAACGAAUACGUCUUCCAGGUGCGGGCUAGGGUCGAUGGCGAAUGGAAUCACUGGCGAACAGCUGCAAGGAAAGUCAUUACAGUGAUACUGUCUCAGAUCCGCCGGAGCUGCUGCAUAGUUCCGCCACCUUAUAUGGUCGAGAACAUUGGCAGUCCUGGGUCUUGGUGGGAAGUGGAUGUGAGUCCUGCCGCCACCGAGAGGGCCGUCACCCGAUACUAUGUGGUCGUAGAUGAUCGAGACCCUCCUGGAGAGACGAACUGGACAGAACUCACCGAUAAGGUGACGGCCAACAAGCUGAAAAUUCCCUACUACGUAGCGGCAUCGUUCGAUAUCAACACCUUAACUGAACCGAGAAAGGUACGAAUUGGCGAUGGGACAGUCAUUGGUGGGUAUCUGAAUUAUCCACUCGUGAAGGGAAGGAAGUAUAACUACGAGGUGUACACGGUGUGGAACGUAACCGGAAACCCAGUUGUCGGUCGCAGCAGAGCUUCACCGUACCUGGCAGCCGGAUGGCCGUGGUGGUGGUUGCUGCUUCUCUUGCUGACGUUACUACUGCUAAUCCUGCUCUGCUGUUGUCUUCUAUGGUGCCUUCAAGGACGAUACCGUACUCGUAAAGAGCAUCGACGGAUGGUCACAAAUGGACAGCACGUGCCACUUCUGGAAGAGGACAAGUCUGGCAUGGAGGCGAAUCUCCGUUCACUUGAAUCGCGGCUCGACAAAAUGCGUGGUGCUGUCGACGGACGUUCUCGUGGCGAUUUUGAGGAUGGCUACAUGAAAGGAUACAAAGAUGCAAAUAAGCUCGGAUCCGCAAGUGCUGCUCGGCGUCGAAUGGAUGACGACUACGGUGGCAGAGAUGAUCGCUUCCAUGAGGGAUAUGUAAAAGGCCUUAAAGAUGCCGGUCUCACUGGAAUGUCAACAUCAAUGCACAAUUUAGCUCAAAGAGGGACCGGUGGAGGAUACUCGACUGGUUUUAUGCAGGGAUACAAAGACGGAAAUUCUGGUAUCUUUGGCGACCGUGUCACGCCUUCUUUGAUCGCGCGCUUAGAUGAGCAGUACCCUGGCCAGGAUGAUUUCAAGCAGGGUUACGUUGACGGAUUCAAAGAAGGUGUUUCCAGCAGAACCGGAGAGAGAAGGACAUUCGAGGAUUCACGCCGUAUUCAGCAAUCACUGACUGAGCUCACCGAGCGACUCACUUCUCUUGAAAAAACUAAAGGAGACGAGAUCCAUUCCACCAAGAUCUACCACGUUUAUAAUCAGCAACCGGAUACGGUUGGGUACACCUCCAGUGCACACCAACUGGCUCAAGAGUUGGAAGAAAUAAGCAGCACUUCGCGAAGAAGCACGCUGAGAAGGCACUACACUCCAGGCGACUACCUCAAAUACGCUACAGACGAUUCUCUUAUAUCUCGCUCCCGUCAAGCUUCCGGUACCGCGUCCUCGUACAUCACUCGUUCGAUGGCUGAUCGGCAGGGCACCGACACUUUCAGUAAGCGCUACAAUUAUCGUAGCCGCUCAGAUGUCGGCUCCCCGAGGAGGUACGCCAGUCAGACAUUGCUGGAUGGCUCCCGUCCCGGACCGAGUACACCGCAUGCACGUCGGGAUGCUUUGAGCACCUUACAGCGGGAGCUAGACACACUUAGUCGUUCUCCUGACCGUUCUACACCGCGGGGAUACACAUCCGAUACGGGAAAUGCCUACGACACUGUGCGAUCCAAGGCUCGUGGAUACUCAAACUACGACUACGAUAGAGACGACGCAGGCAGAUGGGCAGACGACCUUCUCGAGAUCGUUGCUGAACCGAUGAAUAAGACCUUGGACAGGAUGAAGCAGUACAGUACUUCUUCGGCAAACGUUGGUGAGUGUUGCUGUCCAGACAAUUGCUACCUUCAAACAGAAUUUCGCGAUUCGUUGAGUUUGUGUUGA
This is a messenger RNA of Angiostrongylus costaricensis, 13111 nucleotides long. The record is from the annotation of a GenBank genome assembly. NCBI's taxonomy places the organism in Eukaryota, Metazoa, Nematoda, Chromadorea, Rhabditida, Metastrongylidae.